Candidula unifasciata is the source of this 990-nucleotide messenger RNA. The record is from the annotation of a GenBank genome assembly. Lineage: Eukaryota; Metazoa; Mollusca; Gastropoda; Stylommatophora; Geomitridae.
GUCCUCAGAGCACACAUAUUGCCACUGACAAAUGUUGCUUUCAAUAAAUCUGGCUCCAGUUUCAUCACAGGAAGCUAUGACAGAACGUGCAAAGUUUGGGAUACCAGCUCUGGGGAAGAGAUCCACACACUGGAUGGUCAUAAGAAUGUGGUGUAUGCCAUCUGCUUCAACAACCCAUAUGGCGACAAGAUUGUGACUGGCUCAUUUGAUAAGACUUGCAGAAUCUGGAGCGCUGAAAGCGGCAAAUGUUACAAUAUUUAUAAAGGUCAUACGGCUGAAAUUGUUUGUGUCAGUUUCAAUCCACAAAGUACAUCCAUUGCAACAGGCAGCAUGGACACUACUUGUCGCAUCUGGGAUGUGGAGAAGGGAGUGGAGUUAUCAGCGUUGACAGGCCAUGCCGGUGAGAUUAUCUCAUUAUCAUUUAGCCAGACUGGUUCUGAACUGCUAACAGCAUCAUUUGAUCACACAGUCUCUCUUUGGGAUAUGCGAUCUUACAAGCGCAUUCAUACACUGAUAGGCCACAAGGCCGAGAUCAGCAGUGCCCAGUUUAACUGGGACUGCUCCCUGAUAGCAUCCGGGUCAAUGGAUGGCACAUGUAAACUCUGGGACAGGGCUUCAGGGAGAUGUAUAGCCACGCUCAGAGGUCACACUGACGAGAUUCUAGAUGUGGGAUUUGACUGCACAGGGCAGAGAGUGCUGACGGCUUCAGCAGACAACACAGCCAUGUGUUACAGCGCAAGCACCAACCAGCUGCUGUCCAAGUUUCUGGGUCAUGAAGGGGAGAUAUCCAAGAUCACAUUCAACCCCCAAGGCACUCUGGUGAUGACAGCCAGUGCAGACAAGACGGCUCGGCUAUGGGACCCUGAAACUGGAGACUGCAAGCAGGUCCUUGAAGGACAUACAGAUGAGAUCUUUAGUUGUGCUUUCAAUUAUGAGGGCAACACAAUCAUUACUGGUAGCAAAGACAACACGUGUCGCGUCUGGCGAUGA